GCUCCGGAUCCGCCCAGAACCCCGCAGCCUCGUCCGCUCGACGCCCUCGCCUCUUCAUUACCGCCACCACCGCGGCCAUGGCCACGUCCCCGGUGAAGUCUCCGACCGGAUCGCUCAAGGGGAAGAAGGACGACUCCUUCCUUGGGAAGUUCGGCACCCUGACGAGGAAGAAGAAGUCGAAGGAAGUGUCCGAACUUCAAGAAGAGGGGAAGAAUGCGAUCAACUCCCCUCUCUCACCAACUCCCCUGGAUCUCUACCCAGAGGACACCAUGCUUGAGGAGAAUGAAGAGAGGAGUAUUAUCGAUCCCAACUACAAGGAUGAGCCAAAGCUGCAGGAACUCAUUCGGGUGCUGAUCGACUGGAUAAACGAUGUCCUCGUCGAUGAACGCAUCAUUGUGAAGAACUUGGAAGAGGACCUCUACGAUGGGCAGGUUCUGCAGAAACUCUUGGAGGCCCUGGGGCAGCAGAAGUUGAACGUGGCGGAGGUGACGCAGUCGGAGAUUGGACAAAAGCAGAAGCUUCAGACGGUGCUGCUCGCCGUCAAUCACAUCCUCAAGCCCCAGCAGUGGAGCAUCAAGUGGUCCGUUGACCUGAUUCACUCCAAAAACCUGGUGGCCAUCCUCCACCUGCUGGUGGCGCUGGCCAUCCACUACCGCGCUCCCAUCCGCCUGCCCGAGCACGUGACCAUCCAGCUGCUCGUCGUGCAGAAACGAGGAGGAAGCUUGCAAACGCGUCAAGUGCAGGAAAAAAUCACCACCACUACUGAGUCAAUGACGGGAAGAUUUGAGCGCGACGCAUUUGACACGCUAUUUGACCACGCUCCCGACAAACUGAACGUCGUCAAAAAGUCUCUGAUCACCUUCGUGAACAAACAUCUCAACAAACUGAACCUGGAAGUGACCGAGCUGGAAACGCAGUUUGCGGACGGGGUGUACCUGGUGUUGCUCAUGGGCCUACUGGAGGGAUACUUCGUGCCGCUGUACGGAUUUUACUUAACGCCCGAUAGUUUCGAUCAGAAGGUCCACAACGUCACCUUUGCCUUCGAGCUGAUGCAGGACGGCGGGCUGGGCAAACCCAAGGCGCGUCCUGAAGAUGUGGUGAACCUCGACCUGAAGUCGACCCUACGAGUAUUGUACAACCUCUUUACAAAGUACAAGCAUCUGGAUUGAUGGCUGCUGCGGUCUUUCGAGUUUACGCAUCCACACCACCGCCUGCAUUUAGAUCUUCCCUGCCAACGCAAACGUCCAAGACUCGUGCGCAAAUCUUCAGAAGGUUACAUUUAGAAACAAUGUAUUUGUUACAGCAGAUUCUAGUUUUUGGUUACAAAAUGCAUUGUUAAUCUGCGCAUCCGAUAUUAAACUGUGUUUUUUACAUUAUUACACCUCAUCACAAUAACCACAGGUUUUUAAAGACACUGCAAUAAACAGGCAUAUUACAGUAGUCCCUCGGUUAACGUUUUUAAUCCGUUCCACAAAAACUAUUCUUAACUGAAAUAACUGUUAAUUUAAUAUAGGAAACACAUGUUAAAAGCAUUAAUUCGUUCCAAGAUGAUCAAAAGAUUACCUUUUUGAUCCUAAAAACUAAGUUUAUAAGGCUAAUUACUUUCCUACUCUUUUCCUUUUGCGAAUUCACUUUAGGGGGCAUUGCGUUUACUAUUAAUUCACCUGUGAGUUGAAACUGAAGUAAAAAUCACUGAGUCUGCAAGAGAGCUGUUUCCACUGCCAAGACAACGUAACGUAAACAAAGCUAAUGGAGGUCGAAACGCUCAUAAAUGGGCAUCGCUGAUUGGCAGAGGGCAUGGCUCAGCCCCAUUUACGAGCGCUCGGAUUGGCCGAAAUCGGCACCCGCGUGCAUAACGUAAACGUGCCAUUAAUCAAGAUUUUUACGUUCGUCAAAACCAUGGGGUCCUACGGGAGGCAAAACGUGAACCGAAAAGCCGUUCACCAAUGUCACUGUUAUCCGAGGGGCUACUGUAAUUGCAAAACACAAUGCAUGCCAUUAAUCAAUAACUCCUCUUAUCCAAACACUGCUGUUGAAGAAUAGAGCACAUUUGAUAGAAGGCUAUACUGGAAAAGUGUAAAGAUUGCAUGUAUACACUGUAGUGUGCAGACAUUACCUCUCCACUCCACACUUGGUAUAGCUUGAUGACACACGUGAAUGCUGUUCAUCAUUGGGCAUGAGGUUACCAGCGCAGAUGGAAGAUUUGGCAAGUCUGUUCGUGCAGCCAAGAACAUCGCUUAAGCAGGGAGAAUGCCAAUUGAAAGAAAGCACGGAUGCACGUCCAAUGCUUCAACCGGUUACAUUUCAAGAGAUUUUUCUUCCUCGUAUGGCCGAUGUUGAUGUCGAGGAACCACUUUUACAUUGAGGUGGUUGAGCCAGAUAAUUGUCAGGGGUAGCGGAGUGCAUCACUGUGAUUAUGCCUCUUAAGUUCCCUUCUGUUAUCGCCACACCACGGUUUUAAUAUAAUUUUCGAGGUUUGGAUGAGUUUAUUGCAUUUCAAGGCAACUUGUGUUUAGGGCAGAGCAUCUUACCCAUAAAAUGAUAACCCACAUUUUACCAGUGCACUUACCACUUAUGUUGCCUUACACAUUAAGAGUAAAUGAAGCAAUACCGACUAUCCCCUAAAUUGCCUGAAACAAUUAUAAAAAAAAUUAAAAUUGAACGGUCUGCUAAAACCAUUCCAUAAUUUGUAAAAAAAAAUUUAAAAAAUCAGUAUUACACUUCACUGUGGUAUCAGUUGGCGAGUUCCAUACUAAUUAAGAUUUGCCUUCACAAGAGUUUUAAUCAGUUUCACUGUGAGAUUGCACACGUUCCAUCGGUAAUUCACGUAGACAUCUACUUCUAUGCAGUUUCUAUUUGAUGUUAAUAAAAAAUAGGACAUUGCCUAAGGUUCCAAAUGGUGGACCAGAUUGACACGAGAAAAAAACGAUACGCUUUAUGUACAUUACUUGUUAUAGGGUUGUGUGUUUUGAAUGGCAGUGGCAAAUUCCAAGUUUGGAGACCUGGAAGCUCAGGGUUUUUUUGUCCAUCCCUUGAGAACUAGCUUGGUGAUGACUACCCAGCGUUUCAUCAGAAUCUACGUUGUCUCCGCGUCUCAUCAUUUUGCAAUUUUUAAACUCAACAAAAAAAAGCCAGAGGUGGAUUUUGCCAGUUCCAUCUCACGAAAGGAUGAGGGCACUAUUUAACGCGACUCUUCAUGAGCAGAUUCAGGCAGCAGGGCCCAGUGCCACAUUUUCAUGCAUUUUAAAUAUAUAUCUAAAGAACAUGUAUCAUGACAAUCAUUGACGGACACGAGUACGCGGUGUGCGUGAUUUGCAUCAAGCGUCCGAUUCAAGUGUUUGCUGAAGGGAAGUUUUUACGAAGGUUUGGCAGGAUAAAAACAUUGUCACCAACCAUUGCAAAACUGCCACGAUGCCAAUUCAUUAAAUAGACCGUGUAUACGCCAACAAAUGUACUUUAUAUGUUUAGCUUUUAAAUCUAAACUGUUAUUUAUCACGCUUUAACAUUGUAUGCUUGCGCUAUAUGUUAUUCUUACAUGUAUAUUUUAAUACACCCAAUAUAUUAAGUAUAUAAUUUCUUGCCAUUCUAUAAUAGAAUUUUUAAAAAAAUGUUGACAGUUGCCACAUGUUACAGUCACACCUCUAGGAAUUCAGAUCUCUCGUUUUCGCUGGAUUAAAGUUCUGUGUUUUUAUGUUUAAAUAUAAAACGCUCUCUUUAUCCAAGAUGACAAUGAGGGCGGUUGAAUUAAGGGACGAUAAUAGAAAUGUGACCAGUUUUUUUCUCUUUACAUUUUAAUGAAUUAUACGUCUCGCACAAUAUAUUUUAAACACUACGAAAUAAAAACUGAAUGUCUCGGU
Messenger RNA from Lethenteron reissneri (Far Eastern brook lamprey), 3857 nucleotides. RefSeq names its product beta-parvin-like. The record is from RefSeq and is a predicted model, not a curated record. Gene Ontology annotation, molecular function: actin binding. Gene Ontology annotation, biological process: establishment or maintenance of cell polarity regulating cell shape; actin cytoskeleton organization; substrate adhesion-dependent cell spreading. Lineage: Eukaryota; Metazoa; Chordata; Hyperoartia; Petromyzontiformes; Petromyzontidae. Gene Ontology annotation, cellular component: actin cytoskeleton; focal adhesion; cytoplasm.